This is a messenger RNA of Aspergillus brunneoviolaceus CBS 621.78, 929 nucleotides long. RefSeq lists its product as uncharacterized. Gene Ontology annotation, cellular component: tRNA-intron endonuclease complex. The record is from RefSeq and is a predicted model, not a curated record. Gene Ontology annotation, molecular function: nucleic acid binding. Gene Ontology annotation, biological process: tRNA-type intron splice site recognition and cleavage; tRNA splicing, via endonucleolytic cleavage and ligation. Bases 204 to 929 code for a protein of 241 amino acids. The transcript has a single exon. Lineage: Eukaryota; Fungi; Ascomycota; Eurotiomycetes; Eurotiales; Aspergillaceae.
CACUUUGUAUAGGUGCAGAUUGAGCUUGGAAGCAAUUGUCGCGCAUUCACUACAAUUGAUUCUGGCAUCCAACAGACCCAAUCUCACCACACGUACCACACACAAACUUCCCCCCCAACAACUACCGCAUCACCUCCCGCCUUGCGAUCUCUACACUCCUCCAUCUUCAACCGUGCGCAACCAAGCACGACAGACAUACAACUAUGACCUCAACAACCACCCCCUCCGCCCUAACAACCCUUGUCACCUCCUACGCAACACCAGCAUCAACAUCACCAUCAUCCUCAAUUCCCACCACAACCCCAAGCUCCAACCUCAACCUCAACCUCAACCCCAAAACCUCCGCCCUCACCCUCCAAGUCCUCCACAACCUGCAACACCAACACCUCUGGACCUCCCUCCAAAUCCACGAGCUCCCAUCCACUGUCCCUACUGCCCCAACAUACACCGAAUCCCGCACCGAAACAAUUAACCUCAUCUCGGGAAUCCCCCCGCACCGCCUCUACACCCACCCGGACGAGCAAUUCUACCUCCUCGAACGCGGGCUCCGCGAGGAGGACCUCGAGCUCGAACGAAUGUUCGUCCUCCCCACCGUGCAGGGCCACACGUGGAGUCUCCGGCGGUUGGCCGGGGUGUUUGACGCGCUGCCGGAGGCGGAGGAUCUUGGGGAUCUGGGGGGUGAAGUUGAGGAUGAGGCGGGGGUGGUGGUGGUGGUGGGCGAGGAUGAUAACGGCAGCAAUAACGGUAGCGGCAGAAGCAAGGCGGACAAGUUGAAGGAAUACUACCGGUAUCGGAAACAGGCCCGUGCUACUAGGGAGUGGGGUGGGAAGAGGAUGCUUCUCGCUAUGGUGGAUAGGCAGAUGGGUGGGGAUAGUACGGUGGUCUAUUAUGUUGUGCAGGAUGGUGCGGUGAAGCCAAGACAGAAUUGA